This is a messenger RNA of Fusarium graminearum PH-1, 522 nucleotides long. RefSeq lists its product as uncharacterized. The record is from RefSeq and is a predicted model, not a curated record. The coding region runs from base 1 to 522 and encodes 173 amino acids. Gene Ontology annotation, molecular function: lyase activity. The transcript has a single exon. Lineage: Eukaryota; Fungi; Ascomycota; Sordariomycetes; Hypocreales; Nectriaceae.
AUGGAAGUCGCCGACCCUUCUCGUGCACCCCCUGAAUAUAAGGAUGUCGCCUGGAUUGCCGACACCUGCAAGUUACUGAUGGGUAUUGGCUGGACAACCAAUUACGUCGGUAUGAUCUACAAGUCGCUCAAGGACGAGACAUACGCUAUGGCACUCAUGGCGCUAUGCUGCAACUUCGCUUGGGAGCUGACUUAUGCUCUGAUCUAUCCGUUUGGUAGCGAUCUGGAGAUGUAUGUCCACUUCUCCGGACUGAUGUUGAACUGCGGCGUCAUGUACACGGCGGUAAAAAACGCCCACAGAGAAUGGGGCCAUUCCCCAUUGGUGCUGCGCAAUCUCCCCUUGAUCUUUAUCAUUUGUGUCUCUGGCUUCAUGUCUGGACAUGUCGCGUUAGCUGCACAGGUCGGGCCCUCCCUAGCACAGGCCUGGAGUGCAUAUGGUUGCCAGCUGCUUUUGAGUGUUGGGGGGUUGUGCCAACUCCUGUGCCGAGGGCACUCGAGAGGAGCAUCAUAUUUCCUGUGGUAA